Dermatophagoides pteronyssinus (European house dust mite) is the source of this 467-nucleotide messenger RNA. Its product is annotated as igE-binding protein-like. Lineage: Eukaryota; Metazoa; Arthropoda; Arachnida; Sarcoptiformes; Pyroglyphidae. The record is from RefSeq and is a predicted model, not a curated record.
AUGGCCUCUAUUAAAAUUCCACUUUUGAUAAUACUUUUUCUUUUUGUAAUACAAGUAGAUUUGUUGGAUUUGGGAAAAGAUUACGUAUUACAAACUACUCCAUCAUCAUUGGCUGAAUGGAUUUCUCGGUUUGGUAUUCCGGCCAAAAUAACAACGGAUCGAGGACCACAGUUUCAAGCCCAUCUCUAUCGAAAAUUCGCGGAUCUGCUUGGCGUACAACUAAUUUCCACAUCAGCGUACAAUCCUAGAGCGAAUGGAAUGAUCGAAAGAUUUCAUCGUUCUCUUAAAGCAGCUAUCAAAGCUUCAUCCGGUAAUUGGGAAGAAGUGCUUCCGUUAUUCUUAUUAGGUCUUCGUACCGUUGUCAGAGAAGAUCUCAAAAUCAUCUUCCGCAGAAAUGCAGAUUUUGAAAAGUUACGUUUUAUAUGACGAGUCUAAAAGUUCGAAAACUAAAAAAUUCGAAUUUUUUC